AUGUUGAAGCUUAUGGGCUCAGCAUAUGCAGCAAUGAGAGAAGAUAUCCGUGUAUCUACAUGGGAGCUUACAGAAGCGUUUCCUGGUACAGCUGAAGAAAGAGAAGAAAAGAAGAGAAGAGUAGUCUUGGAGUUAGAGUUGAGAACGAUGGAGGUGAAUUUGUUUGUGAAGAAGAAUGAGGAGAGAUCACUGGAGUGUGCAAGACGGGCAAGACUGGAUGAGGAGAGAGCAGUGGAGCAUGAAAGAAAGGCAAGAGAAGACGAGUUCCUUGCUAAUCACAAAAGGAUGACAGACCUUCUGUCUAAGUUUGUUAGUAGAAACAUUGCAGACAGUAGCACCCAAAGCAAUGACAAUGGUGAGGCAUAA
Phycomyces blakesleeanus NRRL 1555(-) is the source of this 366-nucleotide messenger RNA. RefSeq lists its product as hypothetical. The record is from RefSeq and is a predicted model, not a curated record. NCBI's taxonomy places the organism in Eukaryota, Fungi, Mucoromycota, Mucoromycetes, Mucorales, Phycomycetaceae. Bases 1 to 366 code for a protein of 121 amino acids. The transcript has a single exon.